AUGGUUUUCAACACCGAACUUACGCGCCGACUCGGCAUCAAGGUUCCCGUCGUCCAGGGUGGGAUGCAAUGGGUGGGAUAUGCCGAAUUAGCAUCCGCUGUAUCCAACGCAGGUGGUCUGGGUAUACUCACGGCUCUUACUCAACCUACCCCUGAAGACCUGCGUAAGGAGAUCCGGAAAUGCAGGACCAUGACCAAGAACCCCUUCGCCGUUAACAUCACUCUCCUGCCCACGAUGAACGCUCCGCCCUAUGGCGAAUACGCUCAAGUCUGUAUCGAUGAGGGGAUCAAGGUGGUGGAGACAGCAGGCAACUCGCCUGGCCCGGUCAUCAAACUGUUGAAGAACGCCGGCAUCAUCAUCCUUCACAAAUGUACGACCAUUCGCCACGCUCAGUCGGCUGUGAAGCUGGGUGUGGACUUCCUAUCAAUCGACGGCUUCGAGUGUGCUGGCCAUGUGGGUGAAUCAGACAUUACCAAUUUCAUCCUCCUGUCAAGAGCAAGACAAUCACUCGGCGCACCAUUUAUUGCUUCUGGCGGCUUUGCAGAUGGUCAGGGACUGGCUGCCGCCCUUGCCCUUGGUGCCGAAGGUAUCAACAUGGGCACCCGAUUCAUGUGCACAGUCGAAGCGCCAAUCCAUGUGAACAUCAAGCAAGCAAUCGUGGAUGCCUCGGAACAUGAUACUGAGCUUGUGCUGAGGAGAUGGAAAAACACUUCCAGACUAUUCAAGAACAAGGUUGCCCAGGAGGCGGUCGCGAUCGAGAAGAGCAGCACAACUGGCAAAUUUGAAGAGGUGGCCCCAUUCGUGUCUGGAAAGCGUGGGCGAGAGGUCUUCAUCAAUGGAGACAAGGACUUUGGCGUCUGGACGGCUGGCCAAGUCAUUGGGCUGAUUCACGACAUUCCCACAUGCCAGGAGCUCCUAUCGAGAAUCGAGGGAGAGGCCGUUGAAGCCAUUGAAAGGAGUCGGAAGUUCUAUCAACCCCAGAGCAAACUAUGA
Molecule: messenger RNA, 993 nt
Organism: Fonsecaea multimorphosa CBS 102226
Lineage: Eukaryota; Fungi; Ascomycota; Eurotiomycetes; Chaetothyriales; Herpotrichiellaceae
Exons: 3
Coding region: 1-993 (330 amino acids)
Molecular function (GO): nitronate monooxygenase activity
Source: RefSeq, a predicted model, not a curated record